UUUAAAAUGCUCAAGAUGAUCCUGCACCAGAGGCUUGAGAAACUAAACAGAGCCUUCAUUGUACUGUGGUGUUAUGUCAUUCAUUUAUGAAGGCAGCGGCACACGAGCAAGUUGCGCAUACUGUUUAUAAAACCUAGACAUCAUCUAUGGAUCAAGCGUAAAAACGUGUUGCUAGGUAAUGAACAGAGGCGCGCGGAAGACGCGCACUAGCGCACGGAGCAGCAGGUUUGAUGGAUAUUCAACAGGAGAAGCAGAGGACAUGGACGGUGAAGAUGAAGCUCACAGCAGACCUUCAUCAGUGCUGUGGGAAAGACACAUCGAGCAGAGUAUAUUUGUGGAUAUAAGCGAUGAUGACAGCCUGCACUUCAGUGAUAUGGAGGGCGCCUUCAAUGUCCAGCUCUUACAGGGCUCUGGUGUACCUGAGAGCCCUCAACUCACUGAUGAUGCAGAGCAGUCAGAGUCAUGUGAAACCGAAGAGGGAUCCUCAGAGACUCUCGAAUCAGUCAGUAGUGAACACACAGAGCAUUCAAACCCUGGAAAGAGGAGGGGAAAUAUAACCAAAGCACCAAUGCAGAAACUCAGCACUACAGUAAAGCCAGUCAUUGCAACACAUGAGGAUGAUGCUGUCAACACUAGUGAUGAAGAACAUGAAGAUCUCCCAUAUGAUGGUGCACACAAAACUGAGAUGAAUUUAAAAUCAACUCCAUGUGAAACGGUUACACCAAGGCAAACACUUGAUAAGUUUAAUAUGCAAAUCGGUCAUGCAGAAGAAACAGUGGCUUGCCAAUCUAAUCUUACUCACGCUCUUCCAUCCAAUCAUAAAACAGCAGACUGUUUGGCUCCUCCUGUUACCACGCCCACUCAACCUUCAGACCGCAUCUCUGACCUCCUGCUCAGACACUUCUCAAAAGAGGAGCUGCUGAACUCAAGCAGGAUCAUCGAAGCUGAGACCCUGCCGGAGAUGUCUUUGAUGGAGAGCAUUGAUGAAACUGUGCUCAGCAAAGCUUCACAGAUCUGCAUAGGAGACAUGGAGAAGAUUCAAGAUGUGAUUGAGGAGACAGAUCCUGCUGAAAGCCAUGAACUGGUUGAAGAAGGCAUUUCGAAUGAGUCGAGUUUACCUAAGGAACCUGUAAUGUCUUGCAUUAGUGAUGCUGCAUUGGUUAUGGAUGAAGAUAAUGAUAAUGAUAAGGAGCAGAGCCGCAGUACGAACUCUUUAGAUUUGUCUAAUGCAGAUGCAUUGAAACCAAAGUUCUCCUUCAGCAGGAGCAGGUCCUAUGGUGAGCUGAAAUAUGGACAGGGAAAGGUGCAUUACCCACUGCCUGACUUCUCUAAAGUGGCACCUAAAGUCAAAAUACCUAAAGCUAAUGGAAGUGUGAAGCCAGUCAGCCAGUCAUUGGCUAUGGCACAAACCCAGUCGUCCCUGGGUAAAUCUGGCUCCUCCUGUACGGCUAAAGUAGACGUCAUCAGCAGGGUUUUAGAGGACUCCAUCAUGGCACCAGAGAACGUGUUCGCAGACAAGGAAGUGGCACAUAAAUUACAGAUGGAAUAUGACAGAUUGCUUGCUAAAUACACAGAAGACGAAAACCUAAUUGGUCAGCAGAUUCACACUUCCAGUGAGCCUUCUGUGACCAUCGACUGGAAUGAGGCAACUAACAACACUGACAACACCAAACUGACAGCAAAUAACCCGCAGGCACCAACCACAGGCAAGAGGCCAUUGUGUUAUUUCUCCAGCUGAAUACUGUGCUACAGUGUAACCCUGGCAGCAGAGAAACCCUGCCUGGGAAAUUUGAGCUUCUUCAGCAGUUGCAGAGUGCAACAAGAAAAAUGUUUGAGAGGACAUCCGUUAUUAGUAUUGUUUAUACUUCAAAGCAUAAUUCA
Danio rerio (zebrafish) is the source of this 1881-nucleotide messenger RNA. The record is from RefSeq and is a predicted model, not a curated record. NCBI's taxonomy places the organism in Eukaryota, Metazoa, Chordata, Actinopteri, Cypriniformes, Danionidae.